AUGCCAUUUCAGACGGUGAAAUUCCCCGAGUAUCCACAGCUAGCCACCUUUUUGGCAUAUUACCAAGGUGUGGAGCCUGAAACUCUUUCAGAGGUAAAGUCGGAACUUAUAAACAGAAAUGAAGACUACGACUACUGCUUCUUGAGCACCACUCACAUCAUCUCAUUGGAACAGCUCUAUAGUAGUCUCCAUUCUUCCAUCCAGAACCAUGUGCGUGGUACUAUGAAGGCGAGAACUCUCAACACAGAGGUAAUUUUCAAUUUGUCCCCGGUUAACAAAAUCAACGAUGCCUUGAAGAUAUUUGGCGUGGAUGAUAAGAGACAAGACGUUAUUGUCGUUAAGGUUUUCAGAAGUGAGGAGCAAGAGCAGUUCCAGGACAUUGAGCAGGCAGUCUCGACAGUGUUGGGAGUGAACUCUCUGGAUCUCACUGACGAUGUGUUGGAGAGCAAAGUUGAUCUUAAAAAGUUUAGAAAGGUGUUUAAGUUGGCCCCAGAAAGCUUAUCGGGACCAGAAACCUAUACCAAGGGGGCCAUAGCAGCUAGUUUAUUGCGUGGAUUAUAG
This is a messenger RNA of Sungouiella intermedia, 561 nucleotides long. Lineage: Eukaryota; Fungi; Ascomycota; Pichiomycetes; Serinales; Metschnikowiaceae. The record is from the annotation of a GenBank genome assembly.